UUUCGCACAGCCAAUCACAAGUCUACUAAUAAAGCAUGUAUACAACUUUUGAUUUACAUUCGACUGAGGCUUGUUAAAAUGUAUACAAAUAUGUUGCUCGGAUUGUUGUCGUUUGCUUUGGUAGUUGUUUGUCUGCGUUUUCUGCUACAGCUGUUAAAGAAGGAGCACAGGCACCGUCAGCUGCUGCAGCAUGUGGCGCCAAAUGUGUCCCAAAUACCUAUCAUCGGAGGCGUCUGGCAAAUGCGCGACUUCCAGCCGGACAAUCUUCAUGAGAAGUUUGCGGAGUAUGUGAAGCGUUACGGACGCAGCUUUGUGGCCACCACCUUUGGACGCAUGGUGCUGGUAACCGCAGAUCCGAAGCAUGUGGAUGCUUUGCUCCUAAGCAAGCAGCAUCUGCGCAAGAGCAUCGUCUAUUUCGCCCUUGAUGGCUGGCUGGGCAAUGGUUUGCUACUCAGUCGGGGCGAGCAUUGGCAUGCCAUGCGCAAGAUAAUAACGCCCUCGUUUCACUUCAACAUUUUGGAGCAAUAUGUCAAGAUCUUUGACAGGCAGUGCAAUGUUCUAGUCAGCAAGCUAAAGCCACUGGCCGCGACGGACACCGACGACGCUCAAGCUUUUAACAUUUAUCCCUAUAUGUGUCUGACCGCCUUGGACAUUAUCAGCGAGGCAGCCAUGGGCGUCAGUCUGGAUGCCCAAGAGAAUGUUGAGGCGCCAGUGGUGCAGGCUGUCAAGGACGUGACCAACAUUUUGGCGACGCGUUUCAUGCGGCCGCAUUUGUUGCCGCCUCUGUUUUUCCGCUUGCUCUGGCCCAGUGGCUACCGCAAGCAGUGGAUGGGCAUUAAGUGCUUGCACGACUUCACCGAUAACAUCAUCAAGCGACGUUGCCAAUUGUUGCACACGGAAGAGCAACGGACUGCUCUGCUGGAUACACUGUUGCAGGCACGCCUGGAUGGCGCACCACUCACGGAUGCCCAGAUACGCGACGAAGUGAGCACGUUCAUCUUUGCGGGCCACGAUACUACCACAUCCGCGGCAUCCUUUUGCCUGUAUCUGUUGUCGCGGCAUGCGGCAGUGCAGCAGCGUUUGUACGAGGAGCUUCACUCACAUUAUGGCAAGGAUGUGGAUCGGUCUGUUGUCCAUGCUGAUUUCGCCGAGCUGCCCUAUUUGCACUGCGUAAUCAAGGAGUCUCUGCGUCUGUUUCCGCCCAUACCAGCUGUGGGUCGUCUGCUGGAAAGGGAUUUGCCGUUAGAUGGUACGGACAAAACUGGUGCGGCACGGGUGCCAGCUGGCACGAAUGUCCUUAUACUGCUUUGGCAACUGCAGCGGGAUGCGCAGCUGUACGUUGAGCCUUUGCGCUUCUGGCCAGAAAGGCAUAUGGACAAUAAGAUGACCGAUGCUGGAUCAGGCAAAUUCGCUGCCAGCUAUAUACCCUUCAGUGCAGGUCUGCGCAACUGCAUUGGCCAGCGUUUUGCGCUGCUCGAACUGAAGACAAUUUUGAUCAAAAUGCUACAACAUUUUGAGCUGUUGCCGUUGGGCGUCGACGUGAAGCCGUCAAUCAAAAUAGUUUUGCGUUCUGCCACGGGCGUUAAUCUUGGCCUAAGAAUGCGUGCUUAAGUAAUAUUUUAGCUAAAAAUCAAUAUAAAUAUAAUUUUAAAUUCAGUACGUUGCAGCGAUAAGUUGUUUUCGCUAUUAUCGAUAAUUGUUGCAACGAUCAAUUAAUUGAUGUGCACUAAGGCAUUGCCAGCUACAUUCAAAAUAAGCCAAUCUGUUCCCAGGCACAGAUUACAUUACACUCCCUCACAUAUAUCUUACUGCUGCAGUAAGACUAUUGCCAAACACGAUUUUAUUAAAGUUUUCAUUAAUAUUAGCAAUUAAUUAUUAAAAAAUGCAACUAUAAUUGAUGUGCAAAUGCACUGUCAGCUGCAGUUAAUAUUCCAAAAUAAUACUAAGCUGUUCCCACGAACAGUUUAAUACGAAGCACUCAUAGCAUGGCCAAAUUAAAAUAAACGAAACUGGACCCGGGCACAGUUUUUGUGCACUCUGCAAAAAAAAACUAGUUCGCUGCAUAUUUAAGAUU
Drosophila hydei is the source of this 2074-nucleotide messenger RNA. It is a transcript of the gene Cyp311a1, whose product is annotated as cytochrome P450 4ae1. The record is from RefSeq and is a predicted model, not a curated record. Gene Ontology annotation, molecular function: oxidoreductase activity, acting on paired donors, with incorporation or reduction of molecular oxygen; monooxygenase activity; iron ion binding. The transcript is spliced from 5 exons. NCBI's taxonomy places the organism in Eukaryota, Metazoa, Arthropoda, Insecta, Diptera, Drosophilidae. Bases 79 to 1611 code for a protein of 510 amino acids.